Molecule: messenger RNA, 5896 nt
Organism: Oreochromis niloticus (Nile tilapia)
Lineage: Eukaryota; Metazoa; Chordata; Actinopteri; Cichliformes; Cichlidae
Product: interferon-induced very large GTPase 1-like
Exons: 9
Coding region: 81-5315 (1744 amino acids)
Molecular function (GO): GTP binding
Source: RefSeq, a predicted model, not a curated record
UGAAAGUAACUAACUCAUAAUGUAGGCACAUCUCCACAGGUGAAGCAGGGUGAGGAAACUGAUUAAUAAAAGCAGAAGGGAUGGGAAUUCUGCUGAGCAAAAAUGAGUGGGAUCCAGUGGAUGAACCUGUUGUUUCUGAAGACUCACCGAAAAAUGAUGAUGGCACAGGAGAAGUUGAUGACCUCAAUUCUGUACCAACUAAAACAAUGGAGAAAGAGAUGGACAAUACAAUUUUCAAUGAAAAGACUGAGUCCUUGAAUGAACCUGGUGUUGCUGAACACUCACAGAAUGAGGACAUCCCAGGAGGAGAGGAUGAAUUCAAGCCUUCACAAACUGCAUAUAUGGAGAAAGGAAAAGAAAGGGAAAAUGCAGUUAUUAAGGAAAAGUGCAAUCUAUUGAAAGCCCCUGGUGUUUCUGAACACUCACAGAAAAAUGAUGACAAUACAGGUGGAGAGGGUCGCAUCAAGCCUGUACCAACUAAAACUAAGAAGAAAGGUACCUCCAAUAUGACAAGGAGUGUAAGCGAGGAUAAGCAGUCAGUGACUCAAGUCAAAAAAGGACAAUGUACAGGAAACAUUGAACGACUUCUCAGCAGGCUUCGCCUUCAAGACAAAAAAACAAAGAUGUCACCAGCAGACUUACUUAAAAUAUGUCCUCCUGUGAAACAGAUCCAUGACACAUCUGAGAAAGAUCUAGCAUGUACAUUUCUUCAGAAGUUAUCAAUGCUGGACUAUCGAGCCAGAUAUAUUCCUGUAAGACAAGAUAAUGCUGAUGUGAGCUAUUCACAAACUGUUACGAUUUCUGACAGUGAUGACUUAGAUGCUCUAUUUAGCACCAGUGUAGACUCCCAAUCAAAAGAGUGUCAUGUGCAUCCAAUGGAUGUUCAGAUGGCAGUAUUUCACUGCUCAGACAGUUUUCUGAAGCAGAACCUGGUUACAAAGCUAUCCCAGUGUCAGUACGCCUUACCUUUGCUUGUCCCUGACCCAGUCACUAUGGAUAUUGAAUGUCCUCUGUGGACAUUCAGGCAGAUAACAAAAACAUGGAAGAAAACUCAAAUCAAGGGUGAUUCAAAUGCCAUCACCAUGAAGACCAUGCCCAUUUGCAAAGCUGAGACACCCAUGGUGUUUUUCUUCCGCCUGGGUUCACUUCCAGUGUCAAAAUCUCAGCUCAUGAACACUGUGAUCAAUGACCGUCACAGCACCUUCUUCCAUAGAAAUUGUCCAGGUAGCACCAAAUCUCGCCUGCUGAUGGAUGGUGUGGCAGAGAUUGCCUGGUACUGUCCAGCCGGAAAACCCAAUGACUCCUUUACAGACUGCAUUGCCUUUUGUAAUCUUCAUGGUGAUGCUCUGUCAUUUGAAAAACAGCGUGAGAUACUCAUUGAAAAAGCUUCAGUCACUGUUGUUCUUGUGAGAACUCUGGAAAAAGGCCAGAAAGGUACUACAGUCAUCUCAGAGCUUUACAGGUCACCAAAGCCUCUCAUUAUUCUCAUUGCUGAUAAUGAUGGUGGUGCAGUUCAAGUCAAAGAUGGAAAAUACAAAGUGGGUCUGAAAGACAGAAGCCAGUCAGAUGUUUCUGAAGAACUGAAAGGAAUUAUCAGAAAGAUUUUAAAUGAACCUCACACAUCCUUCCAGCUUGAGUCCAUGGCCAAAGUCCCUGGAGUCAGAGUGGAUGAAGAUGAUGAAGUCUGUCAAAAAGGGAAAUCAGCUGCAUUGAAAACAGUUAAUAUGCUUCAAGGGAUGGAAAUUUCAAAGAUCAAAGAUACAUUUCUACCUUGUCAAGGUGAUCUGUGGCAUGAGUGGUGCAGAAUAAAUAAAGAGCUGUAUCACCUUAAAGGACACAUUGAGAAGGAAAAAAGUCAUAAGCAACAGCAACUGAGUAAAAUAAGACAAAAUCAAUGCAAAGCUUCAUGUAGUGAACUGAUGAAGUCAUUCACAGAAAGCCUCUUGUCUUUGCCAUCAAAACAGAAGGAGUACUUCCUGAAAUGGACUCAGAUCUUAAUAGAUGCCCUAUCCACAGACGAUCUCUCUUCAAUUCUCCAAAGCUAUGAUGAAAAGUGGACUGAAGUCUUGACUCUGAAGAAGAAACACGACAAAUCUGAUCUGUUAACAAACAAACAAACAGAGCUUGAACAAAUAUCCAAAACACUGCAGUCUGCAACCUUUGGCUUGGAGCACAUCUUCAGAGAAAUGGGACAGAUCUAUGAAGCCCAUAGAGCAGUACAAGCAGAGAGCAGAGCAGUAAAACCAAAACAUACACACACUGACUGGUCUAAAUACCCUAAAUUGGCUGCUGAUCUGAUGAUUUCAGGACACCCAGUGGAGCUGAUGGAUGGUGAUGCAGGUCAUGUGCCUCUAACAUGGAUCUCCAGUCUUAUAAAGGAACUGAUUAAAAAACUAGGUGACCAGAGAGUUUUUGUGUUGUCAGUUUUGGGCCUACAAAGCAGUGGAAAAUCAACAAUGCUGAAUGCCAUGUUUGGAUUGCAGUUUGCAGUGAGUGCAGGCAGGUGCACCAAAGGUGCCUUCAUGCAGCUGGUCAAAGUGUCAGAGGAAAUCAAGAAAGACUUCCAGUUUGACUAUUUUCUAGUGGUGGACACUGAAGGACUACGGGCUCUUGAGCUGGCAGGAAAUGCUACUCUUCAUCACGACAAUGCACUAGCAACAUUUGUUGUUGGCCUAGGAAGCUUGACACUGAUCAACAUCUUUGGUGAGAAUCCAGCUGAGAUGCAGGAUGUCCUGCAAAUUGUUGUUCAGGCUUUCAUGAGGAUGAAGAAAGUUAAACUUUCCCCAAGUUGUGUGUUUGUUCACCAGAAUGUGACAGAUAUUGCAGCUGCUGAGAAAAACAUGGAUGGGAAAAGACGCCUGCAAGAAAAACUGGACCAGAUGGCUCAGCUAGCUGCUAAAGAGGAGCUGUGUGAUGCUGAGUGCUUCAGUGAAGUCAUUGACUUUGAUGUGCAAAAAGAUGUGAAAUACUUUGCUCAGUUAUGGGAGGGAAGUCCACCGAUGGCUCCUCCAAAUCCAGGCUACAGCGAGAGCAUCCAAGAGCUGAAGAACAUCAUCCUGUCUAAGGCUAAAUGCUCUGCUGGGAUCACUCUCUCACAUUUUAACAGAAAGAUACAAGACCUGUGGAAAGCCCUGAUGAAUGAACAAUUUGUUUUCAGUUUCAAAAACACAUUAGAAAUUGCAGUUUACAGAAAACUUGAGGUUGAGUAUGGAAACUGGACCUGGGCCCUGAGGAGCAACAUGCUGGCGAUUGAAAACCAGCUUCACACCAGAAUUGAAAAUGGAGAACUUGACAAGGUUGAGCGUAGUGAUCUUUUCAAAGCGAUGAGUGAAAAAUAUAAAGAAGUAGAAAAAGAUAUGUCAAAGUACUUUGAGGAUGACAGAGACAAAGAAAUGUUGGUUCAGUGGAGAGGCCGAUUUGAAAACAAAAUAAAGGAGUUCCAAGAGGAACUGGUGAGAGGAGUGGAAAGAAAACUGGAUGAAGUUAUUCAGCAGAAAAAAGCUUGUAAAAAGCUGGAUGAUAAGAAGACCGAAUUUGAGAACAAGCUGCUGCAAAAAAGUAAAAAGCUUGCUCAUAAGUUAAAAGACAAAGCAAAAAAUCAAGAGGAACUUAAAAAACAUUUCAACUCAGUUUGGGAUCACUGGGUAAAAGAGUUAACUGCAGAUGCACAACCCAUUCAGGACAUCAAGCUGGAUGACGAUCAGGCAAAUAUCCUUAAUGACCUUGGUUUUGAAUGGAAUCUCAUAUUUGAAUGCAAAAAGAAUGGCAGAUACAAAAAAAUAUCUGAGGUUGGCAAUUAUUCUGAUUAUAUCGUCCUUGGCAAGCACCAAGAUACAACAGGAAAAGGCCUUGCCAGCCAAGUGGCUACAUUUUUUGAAGUUGGUGCUAAAAAAAUAAUAAAUUACUUAAAGAGACCUUUUGAGCAUGAAGACCAGGAAAUGAUAAGAUCCCUCAUAAACAGUGUUGAAAAACAGUCUCUUGAUGCCAUUAUGAGCAAGCCUGUAGCAACAAGAGGCUACAGUUCAACUUACUUACAAGAAGUGGCUAAAACAGUUCAGGACACAGUGACAGAGUUUGAAUCAAAUAAGAAAUGUGCUUUCAAGAAGGAGUUCAGAGUUGACUUGUUACUGUAUGUAUUUGACACUGCUUGCAGUUGGCUUUCACAGUCUCACAAAAAAUACAAAACGAGCAAUGAUGCACUCACUUACUUGGAAAGCAAAAAAACACAAUACUACAACAUUUUCAGCAGCUUUUGCAAAGGAAACUCAUCUGCUGUUGUGUUUGGAGAAAUGAUCUGUGAAAAACUGAGGGUUUCCAUUGUUGAAGCAGUCUGUAACAAAGUUGCCAUUGAUCUCGCUGGAGAGAUGAGGUGCACUUUCCCAGCAUUCAAUGGGAACAGACUGAACUUAGAGAAACAUUUGUUGAAGUCACUUGCAGAGAAAGAGGACUUCGAUGCUUUCAUCACCUACAUUCGAAAUCCGAGGAAGCAAGCUGAGGCUUUUAUCAAAGAGAAAGUAAACACAUACAUGCUUGGAGAGCACAAAGAUAAAGCACUAAGUAUACUCAGGAAAAAUGUGGAGGACAUCAACAAACUUGUCAUUCAAGCUUUAUUUGACACAACAAAAAAAGUCAAAACCCAGAGAGGAGACACAGACAUGUGGGCAAAGGAGUUUUCUAGUCUCCUCAGUGAUAAACUGACCCUUGAUGCCAUCUCUUGUCAAAACUUCAAGGACAUAAAAAAUUUUGACUUCCUUCAAGAAACGAUUGAGAAAGGCCUUGUGUCCAUCACAAAGAUGAUAAGCCAGCUUUCGCUGGAUCAGAUGAAGGAAUUCAGACUGAGACCUGAUCAAAUCCUCAUCGAUCAGCUGUGUAACUGCUGCUGGGAAACCUGCCCGUUCUGUGCAGCUGUUUGUACCAACACAAUUAAAGAUCACAGUCCUGAAGACCACAGUGUCCCCUUUCAUCGAUCUCAAGCAAUCAAUGGUUGGCACUACAGAAACACUGAGAUAUUGUGUGUUGAGUUUUGUACAACCAAAGUUGCAAGUGAAGGAAGUUUUUACCCUUGCCAUGACUCAAAUCAUACCAUUCCUUUUAAAAAAUACAGAACUGCUGGACCACCAUAUGAAAACUGGAGCAUUACCCCUGAUGAGUCUAAGCUCAAGUAUUGGACAUGGUUUGUGUGUCAGUUUCAGGAGAAACUCGAAAACCACUAUGGUUUAAAAUUCACACAGUAUGGUGAGAUUCCCAGUGAGUGGAAAAUGCAUGAAAAAAAAGAGGCUAUUCAAAGUCUGGAUGAAAUGUACAGUACAAACUGAACAGUCUCAGUUUUACACAUUUUUAGUUUGCUGAAAAUCACAAGAGCUGUUUUACCUUGAUUACUCACAAAAAAACUUUAAAAUAUAAUGUUAAUGAUUUAAACAUUAAAUGUGCGUGACAGAAUGGUAUAUAUAUUUCUGCUGUGGUCACAUAAAUGCUCACACAUGAGAGAAACAAUCAUUUUGAGAAUGUAAUGAGAAUUAAAACCAAAUAUAUUAUUGUGAACAUUAAUGAAUAGUUUUCUGUUUUAUUUUUAACAAGAAAUUACAAUAUUUUUCUUUUUUAUAGUUUCAUGAAACAUUUCUUUCAAUAAUGUGUUUAUGUGUGUGUUCUAUUCUAAUUUUAUUUAGGUGUAAGGUGUAGCAAAUGAAUAUUUUAUGUUUCUGAUGUUUAUGUUUCUUUACGUUUCUGAUUUGACAUACGAACUUUAACUUCAUUUAAAUCAUCACAGCAUGUUUUAGCUUUUACUCAAAUCUCAGUUUAUUUUAACUAUUGAACUAAGAUGAGAAUAUUUUUAAACAAUGUUGUUUCAAUUAUUUGUGGAAUUGUUAAUCAAUGACAAUAAAAAAGUGGAAUUUGA